AUGGCAGCCAGUGCGCAAAACUUGCUAGCGGAUUUAGGAUUUCCUGACGAUUUACUUCAGGUGUUUAGAGAAUGUGGGAUCACUCUGUAUGAAUUGGUAUCCAUAUCGUUCGAAGACAUUAAAAAGAAAUUGGAAUCAACAUCAGUUCAUUGGAAGUAUGUAAAAUUGUAUGUUGUGCAAACAGCUCCGAACCCGUUGACCGCUAGUGCAUAUUUAGCACCGCUACCUCGAUCCAUACCUGUCACCGGAUCCAUUGUGAUAAACAACGAAACACCGGAGGAAUUACAGGCCAAGGCGGAAGUUGUCGAAGUUGUUGAUACAUGUUCUCACUCAGCUCAAUCUGCAGUUUGUCUCAGUUAUGUGCCUCCAGUUGCGGCAAGCGACGAGUUCACAGUAGCUGGUGUCUCAGAAGAGCUUGCAGAAUGUUCCAAUUUCUCACCGGAUUCUUGUUUGAAAGAAAAACAGACGGCAGAAGCUCCCAAGCUAACAUCUGCGGAAAACGGCGAAUGUUUAGUGCAGGCUGGUGUUUCAGGAUAUCUCGAUAAACAUUCUCAAUCCCUUCCGCAGGCUACAGUACCUGUCGCUCCUAUUUCUUCGGUGACAGAAUCUGGUACGGAAGACAAGCCGGUGGCAGAGCUAGAGGACGAUUAUGAUGGCAGCCGGGGCGGCGAUCGUCGCAACCAUGGUGAGCACGAACACGCUAAAAGUUUGAAAUUGUGUGCUGUUCAUCAACCCAAUGAAGAACCAGAAGCUCAAGAUGCUGUAAACUGGUUAAUUUUGAAUCAGCACCCAUGGGAUUCUGUUUUGCACAAAUGGCAUCUGAGUUUUAAUCACCGGAAACAAUAUUUAAAAUCUGCUAGUCUCGUUGAACGGUUGCUCACUACAUAUUCGCAUUAUAAAUCAGCGCACGGAUAUCAACUAAUCAACAUUGAUUAUCGUCUCCUAGAGGUUGGUGCAACGGAUGGAAUCGAUAAACUGGAUUCGAUUACUCCAGCGAUUGUAACGUACAUUGCUCGAAAGGGAACCGAUCCAUCGGUUGUCAAACUUGUAAAACAUCUAACGAAUAGCAGCACCAACAAAGACGUUAAACUAUGCGCUCUUCUACUUGGCUUGAGCACGGUUUUGCCACCUCUUAUAGUUGGACGACGGUUCAAACCAACUAUUUAUAUGGCACAGCAUGACACGAUUCUCUUCGUCGAAUCCAUCGAAGAAAUAACUGCGAAAGUUCAAGAGACGUAUGCAUCAUAUGCAGAAAGAAAAAUAGCGGUUGUUCCAAAGCUGGUUGUACUCGGAACCGGAAUAGAUAAUAUCGAAGGACGUUUCUUCGUGUGUUUUUCGGACGUCUGUUACGAACUACCAUCUAUCGCUAGAGCCACGGACGUGCUGAUAAAACUAUCAGUUGUUUUUGGACUGCCGUACUCUAAAGUGUCAAAACUUAUUUGGCACUUCAUUGCCAACUCAGCAUACGGCAUAGAACGUCCUGAAUCAUAUGUGACCAUUAAUCGCCUUAAAGCAUACUUAGAAGCCACCAAGGAGCAACAUUAAAGAUAAUGUUCCCUUGUAUGAUAAAAACCUGCAGUCAUGCGUUCCUAUCAGUAGAUUUAUACCUGGAACAUAUCAAAGAGUAUCAUCGUGUACCGGUGGACUACCGGUACGAAUGUACUGGACCAUCAUGUAGACUAGUUUUUUCGAAAUUUUACCCGUUUAAAAAGCAUCUGAUGUUACACUCUGUUCCACAUCAAAAAGAGAAAAGCACCAUCAGUGAUAUUCCUAUCGACGAAGAUAGAAAUUAUUACAACGCACA
Messenger RNA from Armigeres subalbatus, 1804 nucleotides. RefSeq lists its product as uncharacterized. Lineage: Eukaryota; Metazoa; Arthropoda; Insecta; Diptera; Culicidae. The transcript has 7 exons. Bases 1 to 1545 code for a protein of 514 amino acids. The record is from RefSeq and is a predicted model, not a curated record.